Diabrotica virgifera virgifera (western corn rootworm) is the source of this 965-nucleotide messenger RNA. RefSeq lists its product as uncharacterized. NCBI's taxonomy places the organism in Eukaryota, Metazoa, Arthropoda, Insecta, Coleoptera, Chrysomelidae. The record is from RefSeq and is a predicted model, not a curated record. The coding region runs from base 19 to 612 and encodes 197 amino acids. The transcript has a single exon.
UUGAUAAGCCCCGCGAAAAUGCCGACUAGUGAAAAUACCUUAGUGCUCAUGAGUAUUGUGCCGGAUCACCGGAGUAUCUCUCCGAUGACUCCAUCCCCAUCGAAAGAAAUGAAAGGAAUUCGGUUGUUUCGUGCUAUCAGCAGAAAAUUAACACGAAGAUCCAACGAAGACCUCAAUUAUCAAGAAGAAACCGACUGUAACUCUUCCAGUUCUGAUUCUUGCUCAUCAACUUCCUUAGGCAGAGUAACCAGAAGAAAAGAAACGAUAUCUGCAGACUCUGGAUUUAGAUCAAUCUCCCCCAAUCACAUGUCGAGUAGUUCUAGUGAAGCAGGUAGUGAUAUACAGACAAGAUCGAGGCACCACCACUCCACCUCAGCUGAAAGUAUAAGGAAAGUUUUUCAAAACUUACAUUUAAACGUUAGAUCUCAAAGUUGUACAAACACCAAGGAGAAGAGGAAAUCCAAGAAGCCACCACCAAAGGGAAUUCUAAGACAACCAGUGACUUAUACUUAUAUCAAAGGACUGUCCGGUUUACCUACGCAAAGAAUACCAAAGAACUCUAAAAUGUUUCAAUCUUGUGGUUGCAGUAUGUACUAUAGGCCGAGUAGAUAAGUUUUGUCAUAUUAGGUCUUAGCAAUAUCAAAUUUUUGGUGACUUAUCCUAUUUCAAUAAGACUGUUGAAUCUUAUAAUUAUCAUAUUUAGAUUUUAAGGAACUUAUAUUAAGAAUCACCUUUUUAUAAUAACCAUUGUUCAUCAUUCAUUAGAAAUAUGUAUAAUCUUGAAAGGGACACAAUUAUCAGCAUUGUUAUAUAUUAUAUGAUUCAUUACCUUUUUAAAAGCACCAAAAACAUUCUACACACGAACAAAACUGUUAAUCUAAGACACUUUUAUCACGUUUUUGUAAUGAUACUGUGCUUCAUCAGAACAAUUUGAAAUUUUCCAACUAGUGCCUUGUAGACUGUCC